AUGCGCAAGCGCCUUCGAAAGAGACGGAACAUUCGGCUCGGCGGCAACCAGCUGUCCGCUGCACCCAGUGCGCCGCCGACGAACGACCGACCGUCCCCACGCGGAGUUACGACCUUUCGCGCGAAACGGUGGGAGUGGAACGCGAGACGCGCCCGCGACCGCGGCACACGAGCCAGUAAUCUCCCGUUCCGACGAACGGAAUAUCGAGUGCGUAGUGCGGGUGUGCCGUUUCGGAUGAUCGGAUUUCGUCAUUGUGGACGCGUGGCGAGUGCACCGACGGAAACUGGUCGCGCGGAUUUCACCUCGCUGCCGACAGCCGUC
This is a messenger RNA of Iphiclides podalirius (scarce swallowtail), 321 nucleotides long. NCBI's taxonomy places the organism in Eukaryota, Metazoa, Arthropoda, Insecta, Lepidoptera, Papilionidae. The record is from the annotation of a GenBank genome assembly.